This is a messenger RNA of Suillus clintonianus, 2505 nucleotides long. RefSeq lists its product as uncharacterized. The transcript is spliced from 8 exons. Lineage: Eukaryota; Fungi; Basidiomycota; Agaricomycetes; Boletales; Suillaceae. The coding region runs from base 1 to 2505 and encodes 834 amino acids. The record is from RefSeq and is a predicted model, not a curated record.
AUGGAGACCUUUUCCAGUUCAACUACGACAUCCACCCUGACCAUCAUACAUUCAACUGGAGUGUUUUUGCACAAUGUUGUUUGGUGUGGUUGUCCUGGGUCUAAGCAUCAGCAGCAUCUGCAGUUGCUGAAGGCCAGGUUAUUUCCUGCAAGCGUCACUCGACCCCGAACUGCCUUCACUUUUGAAGUCUUAGAUCAUUUUCUAAUUGAUGCACUAGAGUGCAAGACUUCAGCAUCAAGCUUCUUUGAGAAAAUUCGACGAAUGACCAAUCACUCAUUCCCUGGUACUGUUCCUAAUCGAUAUCGAGAACUCAUGAGGGUGUCUCGUCUAUGGAGAGACUUGAUGAGCCGAAAAUGCUUCGGAUUUGGCCAUGACACUAGGGAGAAACCUGGCAAGGGUGAUCUGGCUUGGUUUUGCCCUUCGUGUCCUCAGCCUGGCAUCAACAUACCUGAUAACUGGCAAGACAAUUGGCUCAUUUCGCAAAGAUUCGUUGUGGAUGGAAACUUUACUGCUCAACAUAUGACUAUGAAAAAGCCACAGUUAGACAUUAGUCUUUCAGAUGGUCUUGGUUAUAUGGUGAAAGAGAGAGAAUAUCAGACUCAUCUCUCAUUGGCUGUCGAAAGUAAGGAGCGCUCUUCUUGUAGCAAUCACCGAGCAAUCAACACUGCAAAUAUCAGCAGGAGUAAUCUUCGAGCAACAGGGGUAGGAGCAACUGCCUGUGCCCGACAUGGAUGCUUUGUUCCACACAGCAUAGUUGAUUUUCAGAAGGGCGAAAGACACAUGAACAUUGACUAUUCAAUAUGCAAUGCUUUGAAUUAUCAUUCGGCUGGUAUAGACUCCUCUCUCAUUAUUUAUGAUGUGGGGUGUCAGUGGAGUAUUAAUUUUUUACAGAGAGUGGCUGAGAGCCAAGGCUUAUCCGUACCAGAAAAUAUGCAGAUCAUCCCUGCGGUUGGAAAAUUCCAUCUCAGCGCUCACAAAUUGGCUUGCUUUGCAAGGUACAGCCUCAACUUUGUUCAAGGCGCUGGACAUGUUGAUGGGGAGAUUUUGGAGACCUUAUGGGCACCAUUCAAUAAGAUUUCCCCAACUGCUCGGUCAAUGAGUCAUGCUCAUCGCCAAGAAGUUCUUGAUGAUCAUAUGAGAGACUCAAACUGGAAAAAAAUAGUUGGAAUAAGUAAGCACUUCAAUCAUGUAUAUCUAAAACUGUGCUUGACACUUAAAAUUCUAGCGAAGACUCUCUUGACCAAGUAUAAACGUGCUCUCAAAGGUGUUGAUGAGACAAAAUCUCCUUUUGAUGAACUGGCCCAGUCUCUGAAUCCUGGGAAGAUUUUGAUGUGGGAAAUUGAUGAGAAAAAGGCUGUGGAAGAACGUGGGGAGUAUCUUGACAUCUACCAGUUGCAGAUCAACAAAGCCCCAACUAUGGCAGAGAUUCGGCUCAAAUUAACCGAGUCUGAGAACGUUGACGACAGACUUCCAGGAACAGUAUCUUGGCUCAUCACUGGUAUCAAUCUGGAGGAUUUACAGGAUGCAUUGAGAGCGAACAUACGACAACUUCCUAAUGAUGCAACCUCUGCUCAGAAAGCUUCUAUAGCAGAAAAGAGACAGAGAUUGGCAGCUAGGAUUGCCAAAUUUCAUGAAACUGCCGAUGCUAUGACUGCUGGCAUGGAUCUUGAUAUUGGAACAGUGCAUUCUGACGAUCCUAGAUUCUGUCGUACAGAUAACGAUGGUAAUGAGUGGGUGGAGGUUUCAGAUGAAGAGAUCUCAGAGGAUAUAGAUGAAGAAAUCCUCACAGAAGAGAUGGGUAUCUGGAUGCCAUCUUCGACUUCUCGACACAACAGAUUGACUCUUGGGCUGGGCCCCCUUCAAGCUGAAGAGUUGGAACUUCGAAAAGGCCAAGCCAACGACUGCCUAGAAAACCUUCGUAUGGCUCUCGGUCACAAGGCCCUUAUUUAUCGUCAGUAUUUUCGAAGUGCCGAUUCUACAUGGGCUGGCACCAGGUCGAAGCAAGAAGCUCGUCGAUGUCAGCUCAAAAUUGACAAAUAUGUAAGAAGCUAUCAGAGGGCAAGGUCAGCAAUGCAACAUCUAGGCAUGGACGAAGCUACCUUGGGCAGUAUUUAUCGAGAAAUAUUGCCCACCGAACUGAGUAUAGACAAAGAGGUGACAGAAGAAAAUAGAUUUGGUCAAGGGUCAGACAGACUGGCUUGGUUUUGGAGGGUGAAUAAUGCCAACGAAGGUCAAGAAGAUGCUUGGAUGGAUGAAUUCUAUAGGGUCAACUGGUUGAAGGCAAAGGCUAGAUGGAGUAGAUGGCAGGAGGAGUUGAGUCUGGUAAGACAUGAAAUGGGUUGGACCAUAAACUGGUUCAAGUAUCACCAGAAAGAAUGGAACAGAAGGUGGCAGCAAGCGACUAGACCUGGUCAUCAAGCCUAUGCUUAUCAACAGGUCUUGAUGUGGGGAAGGUUUGCUCAGGAUGCUGAGAAGGCUUUCAAUGGGUGUGGAUUUGUACCUUGA